Molecule: messenger RNA, 1204 nt
Organism: Hypanus sabinus (Atlantic stingray)
Lineage: Eukaryota; Metazoa; Chordata; Chondrichthyes; Myliobatiformes; Dasyatidae
Gene: nit2
Product: nitrilase family, member 2
Exons: 10
Coding region: 129-983 (284 amino acids)
Biological process (GO): oxaloacetate metabolic process; L-glutamine metabolic process
Cellular component (GO): mitochondrion
Molecular function (GO): omega-amidase activity
Source: RefSeq, a predicted model, not a curated record
UCUGGCGGAGCGACUACAAAUCCCGAGCGGCCGCAGCGCGUCGCCCUCUUCCGGGGCGUGACAGACGCUGGGGGCAGAAGGAGGGAAGAUAGGGGUUCUCUCUUUUGUGCAUUUACAGAACUUACUUCAUGUCUGACAACAUGCCAGGAGCGAUGACAAAAUUCCGACUGGCCCUGGUCCAGCUCAUGGUGUCACCCCUGAAAGCCAAUAACCUCAGUAGAGUUGGGCAGUUUGUGAAAGAAGCAGCCGUGAAGGGAGCAAAGGUUGUUGCACUCCCUGAAUGUUUCAAUUCUCCCUACGGAACAAAAAAUUUCCCUGAGAAUGCAGAAAGGAUACCUGGAGAGUCGACCCAAAUAUUAUCUGAUGUAGCAAAGGAGUGUAAUGUCUAUCUUAUUGGUGGGUCUAUCCCAGAGGAAGAGAAUGGCAAACUGUACAACACCAGCACUGUGUUUGCACCCAAUGGAUCCAUGCUGAUGAAAUACCGCAAGAUUCACUUGUUUGAUAUUCACGUUCCUGGAAAAAUCCAUUUCCAAGAAUCCGAGACGCUUUCCCCCGGUGACUCGUUAUGCACUUUUGAUACACCUUACUGCAAAAUGGGGAUUGGGAUCUGCUAUGACAUGAGGUUUGCAGAACUGGCUCAGCUUUACACCAAAAAAGGCUGCCAGCUUCUAGUCUAUCCAGGGGCAUUCAACAUGACAACAGGCCCAGCACAUUGGGAGCUCCUACAAAGGGCAAGGGCUGUUGACAACCAGGUGUACGUAGCAUCAGUAUCACCUGCCCGAAGUGAGAAAAGUUCUUAUGUGGCCUGGGGUCACAGCACUGUAGUUAACCCAUGGGGUGAAGUUAUAGCCAAGGCUGGUUCUGAAGAAACUAUCGUAUAUGCAGAUAUAGAUCUGAAAUACCUUUCGGACAUUCGACAGCAGAUACCAAUUCUCAUGCAGAAACGGCAUGACCUGUACAGUGUGCAGGAAAUGAAAGACUGAGGAUUGCACAUAUGGAUCAGGUCUUUGUCAGAAUUAGGAUCGAGACAAUACAGAUUUUCCAAUUAUUUCAAAAAUUUGUGAAUGGAUCUUAAACUCACCUGGAUUUAAGAGUAUAUGCACUGCACUUUUCACAGCUUUUUUAUGUACGGAAUUUUGGAUAAUGACUGAAUUGUAAUAUUGUUACCAGUUUUAAUUGAAAUAAAUCCCAUGAUUUAAGAUGA